This is a messenger RNA of Cornus florida, 1866 nucleotides long. Its product is annotated as cleavage stimulation factor subunit 50. Bases 226 to 1539 code for a protein of 437 amino acids. The transcript is spliced from 14 exons. The record is from RefSeq and is a predicted model, not a curated record. Gene Ontology annotation, cellular component: mRNA cleavage stimulating factor complex. Gene Ontology annotation, molecular function: RNA binding; protein binding. Gene Ontology annotation, biological process: mRNA 3'-end processing. Lineage: Eukaryota; Viridiplantae; Streptophyta; Magnoliopsida; Cornales; Cornaceae.
UAUAAAGGGAUAGAGGGAUUAUGUUUCCUUUUCCUUACAAAAAGUGUUUCCAAACACACACUGUCUCAAAGAGCCGUUACUUCUGAAAAUAGCUCGGGAUUUAUUUUUAAUUCUUUCUGUUUGGUUGUGAGAAAGUUGUCGGGAAAGCAAAGAUUAGGGUUUUUAGGAGGCUUAAGCUUUUCCCUUUUUUUUUUUGGUCUUUUUCUUUAAUCAUUAUUUGGGGAAAUGGAUAGCAGCAGCUUGGAGCAGACAUUGCAGGAUGGGAAUCUUUAUCGUCAGGUGAAUUCUCUUAUUGUGGCGCAUCUUCGUGACAACAAUCUCAAUCAGGCUGCAAGUGCAGUAGCUUCGGCGACAAUGACACCGCUGAAUGCUGAAGCUCCUCCUAACAAGCUUCUUGAACUGGUUGCCAAGGGUCUUGCAGUGGAGAAAGAUGAGACCUUAAAAGGGGUUCCUUCGUCUGCCUUUGAUUCAGGCGCAGUGGUUCCUGCAGCAUAUGGUUCAAUCCCAGCUCCUCGUGCUGUUGCUGUUGAUUUCAGUGCUGUGCAUGAUUCAAAAGGCUCAUCAAAGAGUUUCCCAAAGCAUGAGACACGGCAUGUUUCAGAGCAUAAGAACAUUGCCAGAUGUGCAAGAUUUAGUCCUGAUGGGAGAUUUCUUGCAACAGGGAGUGCGGACACAUCAAUCAAACUGUUUGAGAUAUCAAAAAUCAAGCAAAUGAUGCUGCCAGAUGCUAGGGAUGUUCCUGUGCGACCUGUCAUACGGACAUUUUAUGACCAUCUACAACCAAUAAAUGAUCUGGAUUUCCAUCCUCAAAAUGCUGUUCUCAUAUCUGGAGCUAAGGAUCACACAAUAAAGUUCUUUGAUUUUUCAAAAACAGUAGCAAAGAGAGCAUUCAGAGUAAUCCAGGAUACUCACAAUGUGCGGUCUGUAUCUUUUCAUCCCUCUGGAGAGUUUCUUUUGGCAGGGACUGAUCAUCACAUUGCCCACUUGUAUGAUAUUAAUACUUUUCAGUGUUACCUAUCUGCAAAUGUCCAAGAGAUUGGUGUUAAUGGAGCCAUAAAUCAGGUGAGGUAUUCGUCGACUGGUGGCAUGUAUGUAACAGCAUCUAAAGAUGGUGCUAUAAGGUUAUGGGAUGGGGUAACAGCCAAUUGUGUGCGCUCCAUAGUUGGUGCACAUGGAACAGCAGAAGCCAUCAGUGCAAAUUUUACAAAGGAUCAGAGGUUUGUUCUCUCUUGUGGAAAGGAUUCUUCUGUAAAGCUUUGGGAAGUCGGCACUGGAAGAUUGGUCAAACAAUAUCUUGGAGCUACACAUACACAGUUGCGGUGCCAGGCGGUUUUCAAUGAUACAGAAGAAUUUGUACUCUCCAUAGAUGAACCGAGCAAUGAGAUUGUCAUCUGGGAUGCCCUAACAACAGAAAUGGUGGCAAGGUGGCCGUCCAACCAUAUUGGUGCUCCGCGUUGGCUGGAGCACUCACCAACAGAGGCAGCGUUUGUUUCCUGUGGGAUAGACAGGUCAGUGCGGUUCUGGAAGGAAAUCCUCUAGGUCCAAGAUAGAGGAGUUGACGUCUCUCAACAAGGAGUUGCAAAUUGAAUACACAAUUCGCUUAAAAUUUUUUUUUGGCGAGAUUUCGCUUUGUAAAACUACAUAAAUGAUGGAAACAGAUGGUCUUGCCAGCAGUUGUUUUGUUUCUCAGACUUGUCAAACUACCGGAGUUAAACGCUGUCAGGUUGUGUUUUUAAUAAAAUCUUGUAGUUGUAUUUUAUGAUUUUUUUCGCAUUUUAGGAGCUCUGUUGCAGAACAUUGUCCUUUUCUUAUUCUCCACUGUAACAAUAGCUGGCUUAAUGGAAUUACAGUAAUUUUUUCCUUUUA